AUGACUUUCUAUUAUUUUAAAUAUGGUGUCCUUUUUUAUUUUCAGAGUUGCAUUCUACAUUCCUUGGCACAUUGCGGACCAACAUUAUUACCAACAACGUUGACAACGCCUUUACCAUACAUAUCUACUAAAUCUACUAUCCCUAGUCAAUCUACUAAAGAUGAAUCUUUGCCUCCACUACCUACGGAGCCGAUACCUUCAACGUCAUGGGAAACUUUACCUCCAAUAGUAUCAGAUAGUCCAAGUACAACAGAACUAAGUUCUUUGUCACCAUCUCCUUCCCAAUCGACAGUUAGUGAUACCACAGAUCAUAUUAUAACAUCAGAAACAAGCACUUCAAACCCAACAUUCUCAUCUAGUACCAAUGAACCAGAAAUUUCUACAGCUACAGAAACCUUUAGUACUGAUUCUACCUCAAGUUCUAUGGAAACUGUGUCAGAUAUUGACACAACUAGCAGUGAACCAAUUACGCCAUACAUUUCUACUUCUUUUAGUACUACUUCUACUCCUUCAAAUAUCCAAACUGAUACAACAUUAACUUCAACAAGCGAUAUAACAGUGACGUCAUCAAUUCAUACUAUCGACUAUUCUUCUAGUUCAAGUGAAACUCACACGAUUCCUUUUAUUUCUACCACUGGUACACCUGUUCCUCCAUUCAGCGGUAGUACUGAGUCCUCUGAAACUGGUUUACCAAGCUCCACUUCCAUUGUGCCCUCAAGUUCAUCAAUAACGACAUCAUCAGACAUCGUAACAAAUACCGGAUCUGUUAUAACUUCUGAAUCGACAGAUUUUACUUUACCACCGAUUUCUACAAUAUCAGAUAUUGUAACAACCAGUGAUGCUGUUGUAACAUCUGAAUAUACAGAUUUUACUUCAUCGCCAAUUUCUACAUCUUCUGAUAUUGUAACAAAUACUGAAUCCCAUGAAACAUCUGAAUCAACAGAUUUUACUUCAGCCCCAAUUUCAACAACAUCCGAUACUGUGACAUCUGAAUCGACAGAUUUUACAUUACCACCGAUUUCUACAUCAUCGGAUAUUGUAACAACCAGUGAUGCUGUUGUAACAUCUGAAUAUACAGAUUUUACUUCAUCGCCAAUUUCUACAUCUUCUGAUAUUGUAACAAAUACUGAAUCCCAUGAAACAUCUGAAUCAACAGAUUUUACUUCAGCCCCAAUUUCAACAACAUCCGAUACUGUGACAUCUGAAUCGACAGAUUUUACAUUACCACCGAUUUCUACAUCAUCGGAUAUUGUAACAACCAGUGAUACCGUUGUAACAUCUGAAUCGAAAGAUUUUACUUCAUCGCCAAUUUCUACAUCUUCUGAUAUUGUAACAAAUACUGAAUCCCAUGAAACAUCUGAAUCAACAGAUUUUACUUCAGCCCCAAUGUCAACAACAUCCGAUACUGUAACAUCUGAAUCGACAGAUUUUACUUCAUCGCCAAUUUCUACACAUUCAGAUAUUGUAACAACCAGUGAUGCCGUUGUAACAUCUGAAUCAACAGAUUUUACUUCAUCGCCAAUUUCUACAUCUUCUGAUAUUGUAACAAAUACCGAAUCCCAUGAAACAUCUGAAUCAACAGAUUUUACUUCAACCCCUAUUUCAACAAUAUCCGAUACUGUACCAUCUGAAUCGACAGAUUUUACAUUACCACCGAUUUCUACAUCAUCGGAUAUUGUAACAACCAGUGAUGCCGUUGUAACAUCUGAAUCUACAGAUUUUACUUCAUCGCCAAUUUCUACAUCUUCUGAUAUUGUAACAUCUGAAUCAACAGAUUUUACAUUACCACCGAUUUCUACAUCAUCGGAUAUUGUAACAACCAGUGAUACCGUUGUAACAUCUGAAUCGAAAGAUUUUACUUCAUCGCCAAUUUCUACACAUUCAGAUAUUAUAACAACCAGUGAUGCCGUUGUAACAUCUGAAUCAACAGAUUUUACUUCAUCGCCAAUUUCUACAUCUUCUGAUAUUGUAACAAAUACCGAAUCCAAUGAAACAUCUGAAUCAACAGAUUUUACUUCAACCCCUAUUUCAACAAUAUCCGAUACUGUACCAUCUGAAUCGACAGAUUUUACAUUACCACCGAUUUCUACAUCAUCAGAUAUUGUAACAACCAGUGAUGCCGUCGUAACAUCUGAAUCAACAGAUUUUACUUCAGCCCCAAUUUCAACAACAUCCGAUACUGUGACAUCUGAAUCGACAGAUUUUACAUUACCACCGAUUUCUACAUCAUCGGAUAUUGUAACAACCAAUGAUGCCGUUGUAACAUCUGAAUCUACAGAUUUUACUUCAUCGCCAAUUUCUACAUCUUCUGAUAUUGUAACAUCUGAAUCGACAGAUUUUACAUUACCACCGAUUUCUACAUCAUCGGAUAUUGUAACAACCAGUGAUGCUGUUGUAACGUCUGAAUCUACAGAGUUUACUUCAGCCCCAAUUUCCACAACAUCCGAUACUGUAACAUCUGAAUCGACAGAUUUUACUUUACUACCGAUUUCUACAUCAUCAGAUAUUGUAACAACCAGUGAUGCCGUUGUAACAUCUGAAUCGACAGAUUUUACAUUACCGCCGAUUUCUACAUCAUCGGAUAUUGUAACAACCAGUGAUGCUGUUGUAACAUCUGAAUCUACAGAGUUUACUUCAUCGUCAAUUUCUACAUCUUCUGAUAUUGUAACAUCUGAAUCGACAGAUUUUACAUUACCACCGCUUUCUACAUCAUCAGAUAUUGUAACAACCAGUGAUGCCGUUGUCACAUCUGAAUCUACAGAUUUUACUUAUUCACCUAAUUCUACAUCUUCUGAUAUUGUAACAAAUACUGAAACCCAUGAGACAUCUGAAUUGACAUCUUCUUUGACACCAAUUUCUACAUCUUCGGAUAUUGUAACAUCAGAAACGACACAUUUUACUUUACCGCCAAUUUCUACAUCAUCCGAUUUAUCGACAAGUACCGUAUCAGAAAAUACGCCUGAAUCUUAUUCUAGUACUUCCUGGUACCCCAGCAGUUACUCAAGCUCGCCUGCAACGAAUACCGAAGAGCCAAGUACUACACCCACUAAUCCUUGGGAAAGUCUUCCACCCUUCACACCUGCUACAGUUAAUACUGCAACUGACAGUGUCAUAAGUACUUAUAUACCUAGUUCUACAUUAACAGUCUUGCCCUCAACAAAAAUCUCUGUAACAUACAGUGACGAAACAAGCCCUACUUCGUCAAGAACAUGGGAAACUUUACCAUAUUCACAAUCAACUCAUCCGAUUUAUACGGAAACAGCAUCACCUCCUACUAUGCACUCAAGUACUUUUAGUAGUCCUGAAACUACGCAAUCUAAUUAUCCAACGAUUCCCAUAUCAAGCUCAUACCAAACAACAAUAUCCGAAAAUACAUCUGGUAGUGAAACAUUUCCCGAUAGUUCAAUACAUUCUACAUUUUCUACAAACAAUAUAUUCGAAACUACGACCUCUGUAACGUCAGAAAGUAAUGUCAUAACUUCCACAACCUACAAUCCUACAUCAUUUAAACCAUUUUCAGAUACCACAAUCAAUUCUAAUAUUACCUCUUCUACAAAUAUCCCUACAGAAUUUACUUCGGAAACUUCAUUAUCUACCAAAUUCCCUACCGAAUCAACACUUAUAACAGGACCAAGUAAUUUAACUACAUCUUAUCCAUUCUCAUCUACUUCAGAAUCAAUUACCACUGAAACUGUAGUAAGUGAUAUUACCUCAUCUACAAAUAUAAUUGAUACAACAACGUAUACAGCUGAGACAGAAAUAAUUACGACAUUAUCGCCUGAUAUAAGCUCUAUUCCACCAAUCACAACAUCGACUUUUGCACCAAUCACGACGCAAGUACCGACAGACUUUACAACAUCAACAAAUCCAUCAACUGAACCAGAAGGAAGUCCAUUACCACCAAUUACUAUCUCAACAUCAGAAACAUCUGCAUAUCCUCUUCCCCCUAUUUCUACCAGCAAUGUACCAACUCUCCCCCCACAAACAACAACUAUAGCUCCACCAACUACAACCUUCCAACCUUGUCAUCCCUAUAGAUAUUAUACCGUAGCCAACCCUGAAAAUACAAGAACCUUUUAUUACUGCGUUUAUGGUACAAAAUAUCUAUUCUGGUGUCCAUAUAAUUAUGAAUUCGAUCCUAUAAAACACAUAUGCACACAGCCAGAGGAUUGCGAAUGUAGACACACGAACACAAAUAAUUAA
Papilio machaon (common yellow swallowtail) is the source of this 4203-nucleotide messenger RNA. RefSeq lists its product as uncharacterized. Gene Ontology annotation, molecular function: chitin binding. Gene Ontology annotation, cellular component: extracellular region. The transcript is spliced from 5 exons. The record is from RefSeq and is a predicted model, not a curated record. NCBI's taxonomy places the organism in Eukaryota, Metazoa, Arthropoda, Insecta, Lepidoptera, Papilionidae. The coding region runs from base 1 to 4203 and encodes 1400 amino acids.